Molecule: messenger RNA, 4243 nt
Organism: Amoebophrya sp. A25
Lineage: Eukaryota; Dinophyceae; Syndiniales; Amoebophryaceae
Source: the annotation of a GenBank genome assembly
CGGUAGAGCGCUGGCUUUUCUUGUCUUCCUAGAAGAACACACGCAAGCUCUCAUAAUAAGUACAGAUGGUAGACUGUUGUAGUGGUAUGUAGAAAUUAUUGUCGUAUUCCUGAAACAUCACGCACUACUUCUGUAUUUCAGAAGAUAUUAUUGUUUGAGCUAGAAGCCCGGGGUGCGGUGCAAGAUGAAGCGGCGCGUAGCCCUCGGGCUUGGUCUUUCGUCCCAUGCGGUUGUUGGCGUGCUGUCAGAGGGGACCAUCCGCUCGCCAUUGGCGAAGGUCUUGGCCCUGUUGAAGAAGAUGCAAUCAGAAGUCGAGAAGGAUAUGGAGUCCGAUGCCGCAAUAAGUAAGAAGCUCCAGUGCUGGGCAGCAACAAACAGAAAAGAAAAGGAAGCGGCAAUAGCACUUGGGGAGUCAACAAUAAAAGAGACCGAAGCAAAAAUUAGCGACCUCACCGCACAAACGGCGUCACUGGAUGUAACAGUGAAGAAGCUGGCGAAAGGUACACGCCUCUACAUCACCUUCAUCUUGGUGAUGUUGUACAAACAACAUCAAACGCGGUGGUAAUAAAUGAGCAACAAGAACUUCUGCUGUAGCGCAGGAUUGCGCAUCCUCUUGACCACAUAAUUGGAGUCGCAGAGCAUUUUUUAAUAUGGGAACGACAAUCAAAACAUCUGGUCGUCUUUAGAAAAUUUAGAUUUUGUAUUCACGAGGAAUCUUGAUCUUCUUCAACACUCUGUCCUCCAGAUCUCGCCGAGGACGAAGAGCAGUUGAAGACAAUUGAGGAUAAGAGGGAAAAAGAUGCAGCCAAAUUCACGCAAUACCAGAAAGACACUAUUCAAGCCAUUCAACAGUUGACAGGCGCGCUUAUGGUCCUCAAAAAGCAUCAGGGAAAGCGAUUUCUCGAAGUUCGAAGAAUUUUGGAGAGGAACAGGUAGAAUCUUGUACUUCAGCUAUUAGUGCAGGUGGGUAUAGUGCAAUAACAAGAGGCUUGGCACGGCUCAAUUAUCAUGAUGAAAUUUUUCGCCAUCCAUUUGUUCUCGGUCAAGAACCACUUCUAGCUCAAAAAAUUUUUCUAUUAAUAACAGCGACUAUCUCCCGCAAUCCGACUUGCACGGGGCUUUGUCGUUGCUAGAUAGCGGACUCCCGGCUCAUGCAUCAGCUAGUGGCGAAAUUUACGGCAUCCUCUCUCAGAUGCAGGAAACGAUGCAAGCGGAGCUGAAGACCGCUCAAGCAGAAGAAGCUGAUGGCCUAGCGGCUUUCGAGAACCUCCGGAAGGCGAAGAGGGAAGAGAUCGCAGCGGGACGUUCGGAAUUGCACAAAAACAAGGAUUAUGAUAGUUGUUUUUACUAUUUGAGUGUCCGAAGAGAGUUACUGUGAAGGAGUUAGAAGAAGAGCAGGUGGGCAUGGCUUCUCAGAAGUACCUAGUUGGGAACGAGAAGUAGUGAGUGCUAGUAAAUAAAAUACAUCUACACGAUGCUGAUCUUCAUUUUCUCUCCCCACCAUCUAAGACGAGGCGCUAGCCAGAGGACUAGAGGAGCUUGCCCGAAGCAAGAAACUUUUGAAGGAAACGAAGGAUACAUUAGAAGCAGACAAGGUGUUUUUAGCGGACGUCAACGAACGCGCAGCGGCGGAUAAGAAGGUAUUAUGGAUUUGGUACUAGAUUGUCCCAUAGAUACCCCAUGUUAGGAUACCAGCAUCUGUGGAGAAGAAAGAAAACUCUAGUCCUCGAACGUGAAAUUUUCUAUUCUUCACAUGUUUCAUUUCGAACCCCACCAACAAUUCGGCGCCAAAAAUCCAGGAACUCGAAGCCCGAGUUGCAGCGCAAGCCGAGGAGAUGAAGGCCCUUCAGGCUACUGUUGACGUUUUGACCAGUGACGAAGCCAGGGAUCAAUUCAACAAGACUUUGAAGCCGACUUUCUUGCAGAUUUCUUCUCGAAAGCUAUCCUCUUUGAAGCAGAAAGCAGCACAGCUUCUUCGAUCGACCAUUAUGGAAAGGAUAAGGAAUUAUAGUUCUCGACUCAAUAUUUAAUUUGAGUUUGACUGAAGUAGAUCAAUAAGAAUUCUUCAAGGACCUUCAUGAUCCCCUUCUAAUCCGGAAUCCGGUGAGAAAUUUGUUGCAAUGCUGCAAGCCGCUAGUGGCACACAGCUCGCUGCGUUCGAGGAAGUGAAGAAGAAGAUCACUGAUCUCAUUGCUGAGUUGAAGAAGAAGAAGGGUGACGAAGUCAAGAAGCGUGAGUACUGCCUAGCAAGUUUUGAUGAAAACGACAAGGAAACGACGCAGACCAAGUACUUGGCUGAAGAUUUGACCGGCAAGCAGACGAACCUGGAGAACGCGAUUGAGACUCUGAUCAAGACGAUCGAAACUACGGAGAAGGAAAUCUCGGAUUUGCAGAUCGAGAUUGCGACAGCAACGGAGAACCGCAAAGACGAGAACAAGGAGUACCAGACGGUCUUUUCAGACCAGAAGAUCACGCAGAAGAUCCUGGUGCAAGCGAAGUCAAAGCUGAAGAUUAGGGCUGGUUUUGAAGAAGGAACAAGUAAAUCUAAAUUCUGCUCGCACAUCAUAGUAUAAACCAUCUUGCAGAAAUAGGACCCUGUUUGAAUCACUUUAGAUUCUUUAUAGAAAAUGAAAACCAUGCUGCUGUGUGCAUGAUAUGCUGAGUCCCUUUCUAAAUCUCGUUUCUACGAACCUGGUGAGCCUGCACUGUUGGAGACAUCGCAGCCAGGAGGCCCGGUCGGCCUCGAAGCUGGUGGUUACAAGAAGAAAAACGGCGUUGGCAUCAUUGGAAUGAUCGACGAGAUCAUCACGGAUAGUGAGGUACUACUUGAUUAGCAAUUGUAACUCGUACUCGCGCGAUCUACUUCUCUUAAACUCACUACAAGAACAAAGAAAUCUGAAGUUCGAACUUUUCUAAAGAAUCUAAAUCACCUUCAACAACUCCUGAUCAACUCACAGCAAACGAUCGGAGCUGCUCUUAUCGCGGAAAAGGAUGCUCAGGGCGCCUAUGAGAAGUUCAUCGCUGACUCUUCUAAAGAUUUGGCGGACCUAGAGGCUCAACUGAACAGUGCUCUCGAAAGUAAGGCCGAAUCCGAGGCCGAUCUUCACCAGACCAAGGCGGACAUCAAGGUAAUAUUUCUCUUGUUGAUCAUGUUGAGUUCUUUGCAGCGAAUUAUAUCGAGAUUGUCGAGGUUCUCUAGAUUUCGAACACGCCAUCUCAUGUUGAACUCUAGAGAUUUAGAGUCAAGAUUCAUCAACAUCAACUUCACUAUUAUGUCCGUUUCAACCAACUGCAGGCUGCCAUGGAAAGACUGGAAGAGCUUGCUGAGGCAUUAAAGGCUUUGCAUAUGGAAUGCGAUUUUACUGUGCAGAACUUCGAUCAGCGCCAAGCGGCAUUCACCCAAGAAGCGGAGGCAUUGGCUCAGGCUAUUGCGAUUCUGAGUGGAGCAUCGUAAUGCGGCUUUUGACCAGCGGAGAAGAGUUGAAGUUUUUGCCUCUGGGGAGUAGAAUGUAAAAGUAGUUCGGAUUUCAAGUGGAGAAGGAGCGUUGAUGUGGUUCUUGCUUCUCGUGGGGGGAGGAGGGGUGUGAAGAUGUACUGAAGGACAGAUGUAGUCCUCUGAAAUGCGGAUGUAUGCGCACAUUCUGAAACUAAAUGCACAGGCUUACCACAGAACUGAUCGAAAAUAUUGCUUUGACGUUGCUCAUGGAGUUGGAAAUUUAGAAAUUUUUGAUUCGUCGUUUUUCAUAUCGAGUACACACGCUAUUCAUCACAAACAUAUCGAAUGAAAUAAGCCGCUUGUUGUCAUGCGAUUACGAUAAAGACUUUCUCAGCUGAUUUUUGCUUUGGAUUCCGUUUAUAUUUUCUUACCAAUUCUUAUUCUUACGUAGCACCUUCCUAUAGAACAAGACCAACACCUUCUAAACUUCGUAUCUAUUCAACUAAAAACGUAGCACCAGGAAAGAUAUUUUUUUCUUUUUACAGUGUAGCAACUGUGAGAGCCAAGGACAAGGACAAGAAGCUUGGGAACUCCUAUCUGAUUGUGGUUUAUGUGAUUGUCGAUUGCAUGGACAGUGGAAUGUGAAAGCAAAGUUGUCAGCUGGAAAAGUGCAAAAGACGCACGGCAAUGAGAGUGGCAUCCAAUUUCAAGAACGUUGUCACACAUAAGAACCGAGAUUCGGACGAUAUAUGGCUGUGUCCCGAAACCAAUUCCUUGCGGCCACAGAGAGGCAGUCUGUGAAGCACC